Molecule: messenger RNA, 1450 nt
Organism: Anguilla anguilla (European eel)
Lineage: Eukaryota; Metazoa; Chordata; Actinopteri; Anguilliformes; Anguillidae
Gene: ackr5
Product: G protein-coupled receptor 182
Exons: 2
Coding region: 190-1299 (369 amino acids)
Biological process (GO): G protein-coupled receptor signaling pathway
Cellular component (GO): membrane
Molecular function (GO): G protein-coupled receptor activity
Source: RefSeq, a predicted model, not a curated record
GAGAGUGAGAAAGGGAGGGAGGAAAGGAGGGAGGAAAGGGAUUAAUGUGCGCCCCCCUGCGAGGACGAGCCCACUUCUUGCGCGAGCACCGCGGCCGGCACACACCGCUCUCUCCAGGAUCCUCCAGACGGACGCCGCUCCCGACCCCCGUCACCUCCUCCGCCUCAACCUGCUACCGAGGACAAGGCCAUGGACAGCGCGAACGGCAGCGCCUCGCACUACGCCUCGCACUCGCACAACGACACGCCGUGGUUCCUGCUGGAGUGCACGGUGCGUCUGGACCGGGACAGCCGACGCAUCGCGCUCUUCCUGCUCUACCUGCUGCUCUUCAUGGCGGGGCUGGCGGAGAACGGCGUGGUGCUGUGGGUCAACUGGCGCCGCCGGCGCUCGGCCAGCGCCGUCCUCUUCUGCGUGCUCAACGUGACCGCCUCGGACGCCAUGGUGGUGCUGGUCAUGCCCUUCUUCAUGCUGGAGGUGAUGAUGGACAAGGUGUGGCUGUGGGGCCGCUUCUUCUGCAAGGUGACGCACCUGGUCUACUGCGUCAACUUCUACAGCAGCUCCUUCUUCCUGGCCUACAUGACGCUGGAGCGCUACCGGGCGCUGGCGCGCCCGCCGUCGCCGGCCACGCAGGCCGGGGGCGGGGCCGAGAGGCGGCGGCGCGCCCUGGCCUGCGGGGGCCUCUGGGCGCUGGCCCUGCUGCUGGCCCUGCUGGAGAACGUCCACGUGGACCUGCUGGAGUGGAACGAGCCGGGCUGCUACAUGAUGCCCGAGUACAGCUACGUGGAGUGGUUCACCACCGUCACCUUCCUCUGCCUCCUCUUCCAGUUCCUGGGCCCGGCGUCCGUCAUCGUCACCUGCAACGUGCUGAUCGCCCGGGCGGCCCGGGCGGCGCCCGACGUGCAGGGCGGCCGGCGGGACGUCUGGCUGGUGCACGUGUACUCGCUGGUGUUCGUGGCCUGCUGGCUGCCCUACCACCUGGUGCUCUUCCUGAUGAUGGUGGACGACCUGGACCCCCGGCUGCUCAGCUGCAACGCGGUGGAGGUGCUCUACUUCUCCUUCAGCGUGGUGCAGGCCGUCUCCCUGGCGCACUGCGUGGCCAACCCCAUCCUCUACAACUUCCUCAGCAAGAGCUUCCGCGCCAACCUGGCCAACGCCGUGCUGGAGCGCGUCCCGCGCCCGUCCGCGGCCGGCGACCAGGGCCGAGGCGCCAACCAGGCGGGCGGGGGCGGGGCCGGGGGCGGGCCCAAGGAGCGCAAGCUGAGCGACACCAGCACCAGCCACUCGGACGUCCCGUCCUAGGAGAGAGAGAGAGAGACGCCGUCCGGGGGAACAGGCUGAGAGGAGUCCCCCCGUGACUGCCCUCCGCUUGCCAAAACAAAGAACUGUCGUAUCCUGCAGUACGCAUGACCCCCCUAAACCCCCACCCGUCUGACCCCCUCCCGCCACCCCC